This is a messenger RNA of Pseudovirgaria hyperparasitica, 880 nucleotides long. RefSeq names its product putative peroxisomal membrane protein. Bases 84 to 776 code for a protein of 230 amino acids. Gene Ontology annotation, cellular component: peroxisomal membrane. NCBI's taxonomy places the organism in Eukaryota, Fungi, Ascomycota, Dothideomycetes, Acrospermales, Acrospermaceae. The transcript is spliced from 4 exons. The record is from RefSeq and is a predicted model, not a curated record.
GCGUCCUUCACUGCGUCCUUCUGAGUUCAAUAGCUGAAGCCGAGGUUACAUAUCGAGAAGCUUAGAAGACGCGGACAGCAAAGAUGGACAAACUAGGAGAUAUUCACGCUGCUCUUGAGCGCAUAGCUCUUGACCCCAAGUAUCAUGACAUUCUCAGUCUUGUGAAAGGCAUGCGUAAUGGCAUCGUGUAUGGUAGUAAGAUUCGGUUUCCGCAUGCAUUGGUUAUGAUUCUUCUCUUCCGAUCCGGUACCUUGCGUCAGAAGAUAUGGCUCGUCCUCAAAGCAACACGUCAACAUGCCAUGAAUCUCGGCACAUUCGCUGUGGUUUAUAAGUCUACUAUGCUCGCUUUGAAACAAUUACCAACGGGGAAACCAUGGACCGAGCCGCCGAGCAAAGAGGGCCCUUACGAUUCGUUCGUCGCGGGAUUGCUUGGCGGUUAUGUUGUAUUCGGGCGUUCGAACAGCUCUGUGAACCAGCAGAUUGUUAUCUACGUGUUCGCGCGUGUGAUGCUUGCCUUGGCAAAAUUAUUGGUAAAGCCAGUAGGAGAAGGAAAGGGCGGCGGUGGUAUGGGUUUGGUCAACAGUCAGGCUAUAAGAGAUAUAUUGCAGCGAAACGCAUGGCCCGCUUUUGCCAGUCUAAGUUGGGCCAGUGUUAUGUUUCUUUUCCGAUGGCAUCCAGACAUCAUUCAGAGUAGCUUGAGGAGCAGCAUGAGCUAUAUUUAUGUUCAGUCCGAUGAUUGGGAUUCCUUAAGGACGUUAUUAUGGCACAAUAAAUAAGCACCGCGUGGAGGACUAUAGUCAUCCGUAGUCCAAGGGCAAUGGCAGGGUACCAUUGGCAGUUGAGCAUAAUCCGGCGUAAUACUAGCACCUUUCGCGUUGGU